UUUCAAGAAUCAGCCUACAUAUAUAUGCAAUGAGAGUACUAUAAACUUGGGAGUUUUGCCAAUUUUGAUUUCAGCAGAGGGGCUAUAUCAAGAUAAUGAUAAUGCUGAUUAAUAGGUCUGCAAUGUUCAUCCAGCGCUGUUUAUCUCUCAAGAAGCCCAGUUAUGGCUACAGGAGGCUGAUCUCUCUCUCCGCCAAUCCGCUUGUUGAUGAUUCCGACAACAUAGUUGAUGUUGAAGGGACUGGGAGUUCAAGAACAGCAAUUCUGAGCAGACCCUCUUCGCUGAAUGCUAUUAAUAUACCAAUGGUGUCCCAGCUUCAAAUGUUGUACAAAAAUUGGGAGGAUGACCCUGAUAUUGGCUUUGUAAUCUUGAAGGGCAGAGGCAGAGCAUUUUGUGCUGGUGGAGAUAUUGUUUCUCUCUAUAAUUUGAUGAAAGAAGGAAAUCUAGAAGAGUGUAAACAGCUUUUCCGGAAGGCCUACAGUUUGAUGUACUUUAUUGGCACUUAUUUGAAACCACACGUGGCUAUCUUAAAUGGGAUUACUAUGGGUGGUGGCGCUGGAAUUUCAAUCCCUGGCACGUUUCGCGUUGCUACUGAUAAAACUAUUUUUGCUACUCCUGAGACAUUAAUUGGCUUGCAUCCAGAUGCUGGGGCAUCCUUUUACCUCUCCCAUUUGCCUGGAUAUUUGGGAGAAUACCUGGGUCUGACAGGCGAGAAACUUAACGGGGCAGAAAUGAUAUCAUGUGGACUUGCUACCAACUACUCACUUUUCACGAAACUUCCAUUGGUCGAAAGACAACUACGAAACUUGGUGACUGGCGAUCCCUCUGUUAUCGAGACUUGUUUAGGAAGUCUUGGAGAUCCUGUUCAGCUGGAUCCAACUAGUGUAGUUCACAGGAUUCAGACACUCAACAAAUGUUUCAGCCGUGACACAGUCGAGGAAAUUAUUGAAUCUUUGGAAAACGAGGCUGCAAGAACAAACGACGCUUGGUGUGUAUCAACCGUCAAGAAACUUAAAGAAGCUGCACCGUUGAGCUUAAAGGUUUCCUUACGAUCUAUACGAGAAGGAAGGUCUCAAACUCUCGAGCAGUGCCUUACUCGUGAGUACAGAAUGUCUGUACAAGCAAUCUCCGGGCAGAUAACCGGUGACUUCUGUGAGGGCGUUCGAGCAAAACCAGUAGACAAAGAUUUUGCACCUAAGUGGGAUCCUCCAAGCUUGGAGCAUGUAUCUCAAGACAUGGUUGAUCAAUACUUUUCACCUCUGCCGGCAUCUGAGCCGGAACUAGAGCUACCUACGAGGCAACGGGCAGCAUUCUGACGUGGAAAUAAGUCGGGAAAAAAGUUGUAAUUUAAGCGGUAGUAAAAAAGUUGGAGUGCUUGAAAACGAAAACUACGGAAGCGAAGUCAAGUUGAUUGAGAAUAGUUACAAUUGUACCAAUAAGCUGUAGAAGUUGGUAGAAAAUUGCUUAUAAUUUUUAGUUUAAGUCAACUUAAUUUAAGCAGUUUAA
Messenger RNA from Sesamum indicum (sesame), 1506 nucleotides. Its product is annotated as 3-hydroxyisobutyryl-CoA hydrolase-like protein 1, mitochondrial. NCBI's taxonomy places the organism in Eukaryota, Viridiplantae, Streptophyta, Magnoliopsida, Lamiales, Pedaliaceae. The record is from RefSeq and is a predicted model, not a curated record. Gene Ontology annotation, biological process: L-valine catabolic process. Gene Ontology annotation, molecular function: 3-hydroxyisobutyryl-CoA hydrolase activity.